AUGCCGCAAGGCGGUGUACGUAGAGCCAAAACACGACUGCGCUUCCCGAUGGUUUUGCGGCCGCCCCACGUUGAGCCCACGACUGUGGCGCCGGUGCUGAUGGACAAGGAAGGUGCUGGUCAUCACAUUCAUGGCGAGGUGUACCGCGUUGAUGGCAGCACUCUGGAAGCAUUGGAUAUCUUGGAAUGUGUUUCGAAAGGCUUCUACUAUAAGCGAAGCAUCCAGGUGUCCAUGGAGGAUGACCAGUUGCUGGAUUGUAUGGCGUAUUUCUUCCCCGCAAGUGAGGCGCUUUUGGCGCUGGACAUGUUUGCUGACUACACGGAGGCGCAUCACAUGUCCUAUCGCCCCGCGCCCCACAAUGACAAGAUCAGAGAGCUUUGUUCUGGCUCCCAUGGGCUGCGGACUUUGGAGGCCGUUUCCGCGAUGGUUCACUGCCUGCGGCUUCUGCCAGGGGAGGACAUCUUGAGGUCCCUGCAGAGUUUUGCGAAUGGCAUGCAGGCCGCGUGUGUUGUGAGCUGUGUCGGCAGCACAGGUUUAACAACUCUGAGACCUGCCGGCGUUCCGACUCCCCGGGUCUUUUCGGAAAAGUAUGAAAUCGUGUCUUUGACCGGUACAGUCAGUACCCACGGCCAUCAUCUGCACAUGUCGAUCAGCGAUGCUGACUGCCAUGUGUACGGAGGCCAUAUGAUGCCUGGAUGCAUCGUGAGAACUACAGUGGAAGUCGUUCUUGCUGAGCUGCCAGGCGUCAGGUUCACGAGGCCGCUGGAUGAGCGAACUGGCUACGAUGAGCCGCAGCCCCACCAGCUGACAAGGAGCGUUUACCUGGCGGUUUUCUUUGACCUGAUGGGGAUGAGCAUGGUGAUGCCGCUUGUACCUUUCCUCGCCGUAAAGAUGGAGGCAACGCCCUUUGAAAUUGGUUUGAUGCAGUCUCUCUUCAGUGCCUUUCAGGCACUUGGCACCAUCAUCCUCGGCUCCUUGUCAGAUAUUUUGGGCAAGAGGAGGAUUCUGCUCCUCAGCUUGUUCAACUCCUCCGUGUGCUUGCUGCUCUUUGGUUUGGCGGAAACUAUGCCGCAGCUGCUGCUCUUCAGAGCCUUGCACGGCUUCUUUGCUGGAACCGUCAACAUUUGCCAAUCUAUCGUGGCCGAUGUCUCCACCCCGGAGGAGAGGGUCGAAAAGAUGUCGAAGACGCUGGCCGCAGUGGGGGCUGGUGCUGUGCUGGGGCCCGGCGUGGCUUCGCUGCUUGCCCGUCAUGGCCCGCUGGCAGUGUGCGGAUCAGCUUCGGUGGCCACCUUCCUGAACUUCUGCGUGGCCGUCAUCCAGGUCCCUGACACCCGGCACUUUGUCGAAACUGAUUCAGGCCUACUGGAGCCAGAGGUGGCGCAGAACAGAUUCGUGGCUGGCGUCCGGUCUCUACGCAAGAACUUCCAGCUUCUCUUUGCAGAUCCGCGCUAUCCCUUGGUGUUUUAUGUGAACUUCAUACAGUUUGCCGUCUUCGGCGUGUUCCUGGCCAUUUCCCCCUUGGCCUUCUUGGACUUCUAUGAUGUGGACGCUGUACACCUGGGCCGCUUGCUGUGCUUGUCCGGGCUGACGAUGGUGCUCUUCCAGGGGUUGAUGGCUGCCAAGAUUGUGGCGAAGAUUGGAAGGCCGCUGAGCAUUGUCAUCGGCAACUCCAUGCGUGUCUUUGUCUUUUGCCUGGUAGCUGGCUGGCGGAAUCCCUGGGUUCCAGUCGACUCAUGCGUUAUCAACACUAUGGCUGGUGGCUUUAUCGACAACUGCCUAUCAGCCAUCGCCAGUGAAGCAGCCCCAAAGGAGCUGACGGGGCUUUUCAUGGGUGUCUUCCAGGCCGGGCAGUCGGUAGCACUGUUCCUGUCCCCUCAACUUGGCGGCUACCUCUACGGCAUUUCGAAGACAUCGCCGUUUUGGCUGAACGUUGCGAUGCUGGCUUGCGCCUACCCUGCCAUUGCAAGUCUAUGGCUUCACAGUGCCGGCAAAAAGGUGGGCACGGAAUCUCCAACCAGCCAGGCCUAG
Messenger RNA from Effrenium voratum, 2028 nucleotides. The record is from the annotation of a GenBank genome assembly. Lineage: Eukaryota; Dinophyceae; Suessiales; Symbiodiniaceae.